AUGGGCCAAUUCCUUUUGCCAAAGAUUGUUUCGCUUUCCUACAAUGAUAAGGCAUGGCUCAACGACUCCAGCGGUAACCUUGCAACUCAAUUGAACCCAACGACACAAGACGGUAGUAGCGGUCUGGGUAAAGGUGUUCUCGGCUACGACACUACAACCAAGAAUGGUAUCCACAUUGUUCAUUCUCUCGAAGGUUUUCCAAUUCCAUUGAAUUCCACAAACUUUGUGGUUGGUAGCAGCAAAACUCCAGAUCAGAGAUGGUUUCCAACCGAUUCGAUACUCUCUGGAUUCUCCUAUUAUAAUGCAACAUUCGGACAUUCAUUCCUUUGUACAAAGGUUCAACAAUCGAGUUUAAUGCAAGUAAUGACCACGAUAAAGAGUUCCAAUCCUUCUAUCUACACAUUGAAUGCCGGCAAACCUUAUGCAGAUGAAAUUAGUUUCCUUCUCGAUGGUCAACCAACAUCUUCAUCGACAAUCACCUCGAAUCUUUACUCUACAUUGGGUUAUCAAUUAAUUGGUGGAUCUGAUAUCUGGAACACAAAUAAUCAACAAUACCUUAGUAUUCCU
Molecule: messenger RNA, 567 nt
Organism: Heterostelium album PN500
Lineage: Eukaryota; Evosea; Eumycetozoa; Acytosteliales; Acytosteliaceae
Exons: 1
Biological process (GO): DNA metabolic process
Molecular function (GO): deoxyribonuclease II activity
Source: RefSeq, a predicted model, not a curated record